Astyanax mexicanus (Mexican tetra) is the source of this 2763-nucleotide messenger RNA. It is a transcript of the gene hacd2, whose product is annotated as 3-hydroxyacyl-CoA dehydratase 2. The transcript is spliced from 7 exons. Bases 100 to 834 code for a protein of 244 amino acids. Gene Ontology annotation, cellular component: endoplasmic reticulum membrane. The record is from RefSeq and is a predicted model, not a curated record. Gene Ontology annotation, biological process: sphingolipid biosynthetic process; very long-chain fatty acid biosynthetic process; fatty acid elongation. Gene Ontology annotation, molecular function: 3-hydroxyacyl-CoA dehydratase activity. NCBI's taxonomy places the organism in Eukaryota, Metazoa, Chordata, Actinopteri, Characiformes, Acestrorhamphidae.
GCCCUCAGUCGCUGGUGGUGAGGGAGAGGGUGGUAGCAGUAGCAGAAGCAGCAGUAGUUGUAGCAGCAGCAGCAGCAGCAGCUAUUUGAUAGCCUGGCCAUGUCUGCACCUGCCAUGGGGACCAGCAAAACAGCUCCUAACGAUGGAAGCCACAAGAAGAAGAAGGGCCCGGGCACCCUGGCCACUGCUUACCUGGUCAUCUACAACGUGGUGAUGACUGCUGGAUGGCUGGUUAUUGCUGUGGGUCUCGUCCGUGCCUACCUCACCAGGGGCAGCUAUCAUGGGCUUUACUACUCAAUAGAGAAGCCGCUGAAGUUCUUCCAGACUGGUGCUCUGCUGGAGAUAUUACAUUGCGCUGUUGGAAUCGUGCCGUCCUCUGUGGUCCUGACUGGGUUUCAGGUGUUGUCUCGGGUGUUCCUGACUUGGGCCGUUACACACAGUGUUAGAGAGGUUCAGAGUGAAGACAGCGUGCUUCUCUUUGUGGUGGCCUGGACCAUAACGGAGAUCAUCCGUUACUCUUUCUACACCUUCAGCUUGCUCAACCACCUGCCUUACCUCAUUAAAUGGGCAAGAUACACAUUCUUUAUUGUACUGUACCCAAUGGGAGUGACUGGAGAACUUCUUACCAUCUAUGCUGCACUGCCUUACGUUCAGAAGACGGGUCUCUAUUCAGUCACUCUGCCAAACAAAUAUAACUUUUCCUUCGACUACUACACCUUCCUCAUCCUCACCAUGGUCUCCUAUAUCCCCUUGUUCCCUCAGCUCUACUUUCACAUGUUGCGGCAGAGAAAGAAGGUCCUGGGUCACAUGGAGGAGUACACCAAAGUGGAGUAAAUAAGCAUCCAGCGCUCCACAAGAAGCAGACUGACUGAUCAUGAUGUGGAAAAAGGAAAAAAAGAUGACCUUUCCAGUCCACACCUGGCCGAAUUAAAACAAGUAAAAAAAAAAAGUCUGCUUGACGAUAUACAGAGCCCAAUUUUUGUUUUUCUUUUUCAAGAAAAGAGAUGGAAAUAAUUUCUUAACAAUGUGAGUCAAAGGUUGGGCUCCUGCAGUGUGUGAUUUUUACAGAUAUUGAUAAUGAUUUGACAUCAGUGGUUCAAGCCCCAUUCAAGAGGCGAAUACAGUCAGUCAGUCAUUCAUGCCAACACAAUGCUUACGGAGUGAAAUAAUUAAAUAAUUAUGUUUUUAAUAUUGAAUAAUUUAAUUUUAAAUGGUUGCACUGAUGUUAGUGAGGGGCAGAGUUUAGCUUUGGCUUUUACCUUUCACUUUGAAAUAACAGCUAAAUUAGGUACCUUUGCAUAAUAACUUUCCCUUUACAGGUGGUACUAGACUCUGUACUAGACCGCUCUGCCCUGUACUGUUCCCUGUGCAUUUGGAAGUAUCUGUAGCAGGUGUGUUGAUGCACAGGCACGUCUUUUGUCUAACUUAGUCACAUUCCUUUGCUUGAUGUUUAUUUUUUUAGAUGGAAAACUGAUUUUUGUAGCUUUUGAACAAAUCGUAUCUUAGUUAUUGUUGCUCUUUUCACUGACUCGCUCAGGACUUCAGUGUUCAUUCUCUGUUCCCGCCCCUCGUUCAUGAUGUCUGAUUUUCUUCUGCAUUUUUUUCUUACUUCUUACUUUUUUCAGUGUUAAUUGUUUGAUGAGGAUCAUGUUUAUGACUUGUUCAACAAGAAUUGUGUUAUUGAUAGUUGUUUUGUUUAUGAUAUUGGUUGUGGGUUAUUGCUUUGUAGCUGUUCUGCGCUGUUUGGCACAUGAUCACUUCAGCAAGUAGCACUCUAGCUGAACUGACUGUACAGGAACCCUAAAGGUGUGAUUUUGCGUAUAUGUUCCCCCCCAGUUCUUUCAUUUGAGGUCCUGUCUGUAGGCAAUUUUCUCCAGCUGUUUCCGAAGUGUUUGAUUGGAAGAGGGCAGCGUUUUGGGCUGGAAGAGCACGCGCCAGCAGGAAGCUAGCGCGGACCCUGGCUCCAGGGCCAAUUGGAUUAAACUGCCUCCAGUCAUGCAUUUCCAAUGAGUAAAAUCUAAUAAUGUGCUGAGCAGGAGUUGCUGAGCACUUCAUUGUCCGUCUGCCCUCGCUGUCAGCAGCAACCAAAACUUACAAAGCUCAAGCCUUCAAGAAGGACAUGCUAAUUAGUCCUAAUGCACAACUUUGGUCUAAACACUAAACACCUCCAAAGAGUAAAGCCUAGAAGCACGGCCAGCGGCUGAGCAUCUGAAGGAGCAAACGUACCAGAAAUCUGAUCAGAAAAAAAAAGAUUUUACCUGGAAAAAUCUGGACAUCCCCGGAACGACACAAUCUAGAUUUCUUUGUUGUCUGGAUUGUAACAAAAGAAAACAUCAGUAAAACUCUGAACCAUUGUUCUGUUUCAAGUCAUUGUGAUUCAAGUUUCAUUACACAGAUAUUCACCUGCUUGCUCAUUUGUAAUGUUACCUGUAAAUCCCUGGAAGAAAAUGCUGACCUCAAUUUACAUUCCUGCACCACAACUGUAAUGGGAAUGGUUGACAUGAUGGAAAGACCGUUAGGAAUAUUAGGAAUGCAUCUGGCAAAAACAAAAAAAAAAAACAAAGUGCAUGAAAGAUGUUCUAUGAAGUUACACCAUCGCUGACUGGUGUGGUAAUACCUAGGUUAACUCAUUAGAAGCAUGACACUUAAUGCUAACAGACAACGAUGGGCUUUUGAUACAAAGGAUUUGCAUGGGACCAGCAGACUUUGUAUGAUUAUUAAAACACUUAUAUAUUUACAAUAAACUCAUAACCUGGAAAAUCA